AAACAAUGUGAGGAAAGGGGCUCUUGUGUUCUAUUCGUGGCUUACAAAGUCAUGUGUAAACUGUUGCAUAUUCUGAAAGACUAUUACUGGCACUUGCAACAUUUCCAGCAGGGAGUAAAACCAUUAACGCAAAUUUCUCUGGCCUCUGCCGUGUCCACAUGCUGCUUAUUUUAUUGUCUGGCCUUGCACUGAUUUCAGGUGAAAGUUAGAUCACUGCCAUCUGGAAAAUAUUUUCACAAAGAAAGAAGAAAGAAGUGAUGUUCAGUCAGAAAACAAGUUUGAUCAUGUGGCGGCUCUGCUUGAAGUCCAUCCACAUUUGAUUCCCUGGCUGGUUUCUUCACUUCAUGAAAAAAAGAGUGCUUUAAAAGGUUGACCGAGAGAAACUGUGAGAGGGAGAAAGUGAUUUAGGGAGUCAGGGAAGGCAAGCAUUUCCCGUAAUCACAUCAUGAAGGCGGCGUUGUCCUCUUCCUGUUUUCUCUUGUGUCUCAGACACAGUCCAGGUGACAUGAACAGUGAACGCAGUGGAUCUCCUCUGUCGUUGCAGACACAGGGACAUCACUCUGCUUCGUCCAAGCCUCAAACUCUCUGUUGGAUGUCUGAGGGAGACAUCACAGUGCUGCCAAUCGGACCUGCGUCUCUGGACCUGUCUAGGCAGGAGCACCGGACACUGACCAGACUGUACAGCCAGAACGGAGCAUAUCACCUGAGGAUUUUAUCAGAUGGAACUGUGAGUGGUGGCAGGCAGGAAAAUGACCCUUAUGACAUCCUGAGGCUGAAGGCUGUGAGCGUAGGAGUGGUGGUCAUCAAGGGCGAGAUGACAGGAAGGUACCUGGCCAUGAACAAAAAGGGACACCUCUACGGAUCACAAGCACUCAAUGAUGAGUGUUACUUUCUGGAGAAGUAUGAAGAAAACCACUACAACACAUAUUGCUCUCAGAAGUACAACUGGUAUGUGGGGCUGAAGAGGAACGGCCAACCCAAAGCAGGACCAGACACCCACCAGGGUCAGAAGGCCAUCUUUUUCCUGCCAAGGCCUGCGGGCAACAUGUAAACCAAGACGGCACCAGGAACCGUGGAUACGCUCACUGAAGUCUUUAAAUGCACAUUAAUAGUGCAAUUUUUACGCCGGUCAAAGUAUCACAUUUAAAGGUCACUUAAAAUCACUACAACAGUGUGGUAUAGCCUGAGGCAAACACAUAGUGCUGUUUUUGCUGUUAGUUCAAGCUCUGUUUCAAUGUUAAUACCCUACAUGUUUUUUCAUUCCUCUUGUUAAUGCAAUGAAUAUGUGAUUCCAGCUCAUGUAAGCAGCUUAUACUGUAUAUGAUCAUCACAGGGACAUAUCCAGACUGCUUUUUGCCUAUAAUCACAUAUACACCCUCUCACUGCAGACAGAAAAUGUGUGCAGUAUGAGUGCAUGUCAGCCUUGAUAAAUGGCCGUUCACUUUGAACCCUAGUAUGAAAUACCACUGCUGGAAGACAGGAACAGGCCGCUUUUACACAUAAAUAGUUUUACAAUUGAUCACGUCUGGCACAAAAGAAACCAACCAGGCAGUAAACAUAAAAGAGCCGACCAUCUGGCAUUGAAUUCAAACUCAAGCAAACAAAGUCUACAGUGAAGGGAAUAAUAGUAGUAUUAUAAGUAUUUCAAUGCCCUGCUUAACAGUACUUCAGGAUGGAAUGGUGAGGUGGAUCUAUGCUGACUUUUGAAUGACUGAUGAUCUUAUUAAUAUCUACUUUUACUCUGCUCAAGCCUGUUUGAUGCCUGUUUUUGUAAUUACUUGUGUUCUUUGUGAAAUGUUAGGAAUUUUAAGGACCAGUGUGUAGGAUUUUUUGGCAUCUAGCUGUGAGUUUGCAGAUUGCAACCAACUGAAUACCCUUUCCCUCACCCCUUGCUUUUCAAGCCUGUAGUAGAACUUAUAGUGGCCUUCAGGUAAUGUAAAAACAUGAAAGGCCUUUUUUAGAGCCAGUGUUUGGUUUGUCCUUUCUGGGAUACUGUAGAAACAUUAUGGUGCAACAUGGCGGGCUCUGUGGAAGAGGACCCACUUCAUAUCUCCAUAUAGAUAUGAAGGGCUCAUUCUAUGCUAACGAAAACACAAUUCUUAGUUUCAGGUGAUUAUACACUAAUGAAAACAUAAAUAUGACUAAUAUAUUCCAUUUCUGCCAAUAUAUCCCCCUAAAUCCUACACACUGGUCCCUUAAAGGGCCAUUUAAUGAAAGCAGACAACUGCAAAAAAACAGACAAAAAUUUGAAACUGUUUUGAAAAUCAGCACCCUUGUAGGGUUAGCCUGACAAAAGUGAAAAAAAUUGUAUGAUUGUAUAAUUGUGUUGUAAUUAUGUGCCUAGGUCAGCUGACAGUACUUGUUUCAGUAAUGUGAGGUUAUUAUUGAUAUCUUGGUGACACCAAAAGCUCAAUUGUGGAUUGGUUGAGGCAAUGAUGGACCAAAUAUUGACCAUUCUAUUCUGGACCACAAAAGUCACAAAAUGUUUCCUUUCACUAAGCAAAAUGGCUCAGCUUCACAACCCCACAGAUAUCUCUGUAAACAUACUUUAGUUGAAACACAUGUUACUGUAAUACUGCUACUAGGAUAAAAUACUAUUGUGAAUAUUUAUUUAUAAAGUUUUAUUGCUAGUAAAAUUAAAUUUUGCUGAAAACUGCAAUGGACAUAUUUGAAAUAAUUUAUACAUACAUACUGAAGGAGAAAAAAGGUAAUGUGAUCAUCUUUUUACAAAGUAAUACAUAUUGUAUUAAGUGUACUUAAAUGUAUGAAACGCUGCAUUAUUAUCCAUAAAAAUAAAUAGUAUGUUUGAUUUGCUGUAA
Molecule: messenger RNA, 2819 nt
Organism: Perca flavescens (yellow perch)
Lineage: Eukaryota; Metazoa; Chordata; Actinopteri; Perciformes; Percidae
Product: putative fibroblast growth factor 1
Exons: 3
Coding region: 446-1051 (201 amino acids)
Molecular function (GO): growth factor activity
Source: RefSeq, a predicted model, not a curated record